AUUCCGGUUGCUGUGCAACGAAAGCGAAAUGGCGACGGCUGUGUGAGGCAGUCAGGCGUGUGUGCUGCCGCCGUGCGCCGCUAAUCUACGUGCCUGUGAGGAGGGAUACCCGCUUUUGUGCAUCUCGCCGUGCGCGUCGCCAGGACAGUGCGGAUUUCGCUCGUCCAACACUCUCCUGGUCGAUCAAUUUUCAUCUCACGCUAACACGCAGAAAUUGUGUGGGAAAAAGUGCCAACAAGAGUACCAUAAGGUCUGACCGCCACCUUUGUCAGGUGCUCCGCAGCCGCUGCAGACUGAGGGCCCUGGGUUAAUUAUAGGAGUCAGGAAAGAGGUAGUGGCCGAGUACUGCUCCAGAGAGUCCAAUUCCUGUUCUGAUAACCCAUUCUGGUUUCCCGUGGUGGCACCCUUUCCAACGCCAGUGACGUCUACGUUGGAAGUCCAAUUGGGUGAUUUGAGGACUGCUCGUGUCCAGGCUGCUGCGUUGUCACGUGGCGAAGACAGCCGACCUCAGCUGGCCAUGCUCAGCACCACGGGAUGGUUCGACGCGUUCCGCGAGAACGGCGGACCGACGCUGUACACCAGCGACAACCGCACCGCGGUGAGCGCCGACCGCGCCGAGGUGCUCGUGUACCUGGCCUUCUUCACGCUCCUCGCGGCAUUCCUCGCCAUUGUGCCGGGAAUACGCAAGGAGCGCGCGGUCACCGUGGUCACCGUGGUCUUCAGCCUCUUCGUGGGCGCUUCCAUACUGAUCAGCGUGCACGGAUCGCGCUGGCACGUCGGUCAGGGCCGGACGCACACCUACUAUCGGUCCUUCUCGGCGGAACGGCUUCCCGCGCUGCUGGGCGUGCACGUCGGUCUGUACUCGGUGAACGUGACGUACGCGGUCGAAGCCGGAAGCAACAGCAGCGCCGACAUUCGCUUCAACGAAGAGUUUGCGUGGCCGAAGCCAACAUCGCUGCGCAAGGAAUACCACGAGGCGCUUGUCAAGGGCCUGCCUUUCCCCAUCCUCACGGUGCUGGACUACUUGAGUCAGCCGUCGUACUGGACGCAGGACGCCGGCGGGUUCCAGUGGGGCCGCAUGUACCGCCGCGCGGGCGACUGGACGCAGCUCUUCCUGUGGGCCGCGUUCGCCGCCUGGCUGCUCGCCGACGUGCUGCUGUGCGCGGUGCCCCGCUACGGCGCCUACUGCACGCAGCUCAGCGGCGCGCUGAUGGUGCUCUCCGCGGUGGUGUACGGCAGCCUGCUGCCCGACAUGCCGCUCGUCAUCCCGCUCGAGGGACGCUUCCUGCGCCUGUCGCUCGGCUGGAACUACUGGCUGGUGCUGGUCGUCGGUAUCAUGGCAGUAAUAUUUGGAGGCUCCAUGGCUGUGGUAGACGUCCUUUACCCGAGCAAGUUCCCUACAAUCCUGGAGGUGGACUACGACACUCCUUACCGCUACUUCGUCGCGCAAGGAAACCAAAGCAGUCGCAAUACGAGCGCCGCUAACAGCACGGCGAACACGCCCGUGCCGUUGCCGAAGUACCAAAAGAUGGGACAUGGCGACGAUUACAGCGGACCUUCUUCGAGUGGCCUGCACCAACUUGGAAGCGAGGAUGGCGACUCCAUCACGCACAUAAUCGACGACGCGGAGGACGGCAUCGACAACGCCGCCUUCGAGCAGGAGAGCGACGACGGCUGCGUCAUCGUAGAUGGCAAGCGCGCCGUGACGCUCCAGGACUUCGGCAAAUUCGCCGACUCCAACCGGGCUCAAAGCCCCGCAGGAUCCCGGGCCGGUUCUGUGGCAGCUAAGAGACGCGUUCUCGGCUCUAGCAUCGGAUUCAACGUGAAAGACGUCACCAUAGACAUGCACAGUGACUCGUCCAAGUGGUGACAUCUUUUGCCGCAUGGGAAUUAGGAACUGUGUCGCUGCGGCGCAGCAAAAUGAGAUGCCCGCCACACUGACAUGUGCGCAGGUGCUGCCUAGUCGAACAACACUGCGAACACGCAAAUGAUCUUGUGUGCAAUCUCGCCACAAGGUAGCAGGUGGUGCACUGCCUAUUUGGGUCUUUGGUCAUGCCUCGAAGUGAAAUUUGUGCGUGCCGCGUUGUCCGAGAUAUUUUUCCCUGUACGUUUUACGUGCACAAGAAGAGAAAGACUAGAGAAAUAUUUCGCUUUGUUUCCUGGCGAAAUGAAAUGAGUCACUUAGGACAUUUAAUAGCUUCAAUCAAUUGUUGCAUGAUGUGACCUAAUAUUCAACAUCGGCCUGUCUGUUCGGUCCUAUAAAGCAAGUGCCUGGAUUUUUGAUCACUUGAUGUGUGACAUCAUGCUUCGUAUUUGUUUUUUUUCAUUCAUGCCAUAGCGAAAGUUUAAUAGCUCAUCUCGAGAGUAUUCACCCUACUGAAAAUGUCAUUUUUCCCCAGAAAGCUUCAUCUGACUUUAAAAUCUUGUUUGUAGAUGUAUGCGUCGCACUUGCAUUUGGCAGUUCCCGUUUGAGAAAAAAAAAAGAUACUGUCGAUGUGGCCACAUGCCAAGGAUGGAACGUUCACCUUCCCUGAGUCGCUAAAAGGGCGCACAAGUAUGACAGGCGCCGACUGCCUUCGAGAAUAAAAAUCUGGGAAUUCAGCACGAGUUUACAAAACUUCCUGCUCAUCGGCUGCUCAUAUUUGUUCGGGUAGCAGAUAUACACCAUACUGCCUCCAGGGCUGUAUACUAAUAGGUACGUUUUAGUGCCAAACGCUCUUACUAGAAGGCAACAAAUUUAACACCUUUGUGCAGAUAUUCACAACUGUUCAAUGUGUGAUUUCAAAUGGAAAUAUUUUGUCAAGCCCAAAGAAAGUCGACUGAGACAUUGUAUGGGAGCUUUGCCAUUAUCUCCACAAUAACGGCGUUAACCCUAGCAUGGACUUCAUACGUUUACAUUUACUUUCCAUACAAAACGGCUUUCUAGACACAAAUUACGUGGCUAUAUCUGCCAUAAAUUGUGUAAGUGUCCAGAAAGUCGUGCGUCUUUGAUGAAGGUGAAUGCUACGGGCACAUCAGGGCAUAUGCAUAACAUUACAAGUUUGCGAUGGAGCAAUUCAAAACGAUCACUUCUUCGAUUAAAUAAGUUGAAAGGAACUUUAAUAUUUUUCGUGUAAAGCUUGCGGAUAGGUUGGUGAUGUUGAGUAGUGUGCUAGGCCUGGGUAAAUUAAAGGUACAGUGCACUUUUUAUCAUCAGUAGCUGUAUACCUGCUCAAUUGUAAGGAAACUUUAAACAAUGCAGGUGUGAUGAUAGGAAAAGAAAUUAUUGCUCCAUUUGAUGCCUCCUUACAGGCUAGUUUUAGGAAUGACAAACAGUUAUGAACUCAACUCUGUUACAGCACAGUAAAAGAACAGCUUUAUGUAGGUUCGCCGCAUCUUUGGCAUUUUUUUCUUUUGUAGUUAUUGCAAUGUAUGGUUGCUUUUCUACAAGAAUGUUGUACAGUUGUCGUUGUUCAUGGGAGUGACCCUUACUUGCAUUUAAAUUUGGAACGUCAUUGCACUGUCUUAUUUCCAUUUUUCACAUUCAUUUUCAUUGUUUUGUUACAUUUUAGUAGUAAUUAUAUGGUAUUUUUAUCGUGUGUUCUGUAAGCAACCAUGGUUUGUGCGUGUAUGUUAUUUAUUGCUGGCACUCGAGAGCUCGUCUUCACUUGGCGCCCCUUGUUUACGAGGUAAACAUCGUGUUAUGUAAAAAAUGGCCGCCAGAAUUAGUGUGUGAUAAUGACUCUAGUCUCCAUUGUGUUUGAGAUACCCUUGUCAUAGAUGAAAAUCCAGCGGUAUUACGAGUGAUCACACUUGCGUUAAACGAGUCAUGAAACCAUGCAUUGUUGCUAUACUAAAAAACAAGUGCCAUUGAUUUGAUGCUGUCAGCCGCCGUAGGACAUACUAAGCCUCUGUUUGACAACAGUGAGCGCUGUUGCCGAAUCUUCUGAUGGUGUACAACGUGCGGUCUGUCUAGACGCAGCCGCGCUGGGUACCAGGACAUGGCACAUGUGCCGCCGCCAAGGAAUUUCUGCGCCAAAAGCAGGAAAUUGCGCCGCCUUGCAUAAAAGGCGCUGCCCUGUGACAUUUCUUUUCGCAAUUAUGUUGUUGAGUACUUUUUCCUUGAAUGUAGAAACAAAGGUGUGACAAGGGUAUUGGUUAUUCAACCUUUACGAUUGUGGCCGCGUUUUGUUUUGGGUGUAAUUUUUGCAAGUUUUCUGUUAACUGUCAAUAAAGUUCCAACGCUGUUUCA
Molecule: messenger RNA, 4231 nt
Organism: Dermacentor albipictus
Lineage: Eukaryota; Metazoa; Arthropoda; Arachnida; Ixodida; Ixodidae
Product: dual oxidase maturation factor 1-like
Biological process (GO): protein transport
Cellular component (GO): endoplasmic reticulum membrane
Source: RefSeq, a predicted model, not a curated record